UGUUGUGACAGUAGACACAACUCCAACCAUCUUCUGAAGUGACCUGUAAAGAAUACAAGAAAAAGAUUAAGUCUUACCAGACGGUCAAUAUAUAUUGCAUCCAACAUCAUAUAUAUCAUCAUCAUCAUCAUCGUUUAACGUCUGCUUUCUAUGAUGGCAUAGGCUGGACAGUUUAACUGAAGAUGAUAACCUUUUCACUAGCUGGAAUUCUGCCACUGUUCAGUUAAUAUUCAGACAAGUUGAAACAUAGAAAUCUGAAGAACCUGGACAUUCAGCCAUAAAUGCCAUCAAUACCAGAGGAAUUAUUUACCUAAAUGUAAAAUUUUGUAGGGAGAACAAGUGGGAAUAAACCUUUUUUUUUUUUUUUGUUUUUAAUUUCCAAAAUUACCAAGAAUAAAUGGAAUUUGUUUUCAGAAUCUUUAGAUUUAUAUGGUGUAUACUUUGCUUUGUAAUGUAUACCCAUAGCGAGCAGUAUAUUUCAUAAAUAAACAUGUCCUGGAAAUUAGGUUAAAAUAUGCUGUGCUUUCAUUUGACUACAGAAAAUCUUUUUUUUUUUUCCAAUUUUCAUGUUGAAGAUAAAGAGCAAUAGCAAUUAUUUUUAAUAAAAAAGAAAGCACAACAAUUAGCUCUUAGAAUGGUUUUUAAUUUGCUAGUUGUUUUACCAUAAGACAAAUAGGGUAUAAGAAUAUUGCUUAAUUAUUCACAUACCAUUCAUCUUGAUUUUAAAACUUUUCACUGUACUUCAAAGCAAAGUCACUUUUGCUUUCCAGUACAGUGAAAGGAUUUCAAUUUUUCAUUCUGCAUUUCAGUGAAAAAUGUUAUCAGGGUGUAAUAGGUUUGAGAAUUUACAUUUCCUCUGAGGUAGUUUUAGAAUAGAUAUUUUCUGUGCAGUAAUGAAAAAAAAAAGCAGACUAGUGUUAGAUUAUAGGAAAUAUAUUUGAAGAUGUCGAACUACAUAUAUAAAGUUCUUCAUUCAAAUACCACUGGCAAAUAACUUUUAUCAGUAAUGAAAUGUCGGGUGGACAGUUUUGGAAAACGCUCGAAACAUUCAACUCAGUAUAAAUACUAUCAGUUCAUGAUGCAUACAUUUACAUUUGUAUAUACUUAGAUUAUACCCAUUCCCUUCAGAAUUUUAGUGCCGACUCUUAGCUCAUCAAUGGACACAAUAAAUUUUGAAUAUCAGUUUUCGACGAAGAGAAAGUUGUACAAGUUGGUCAUUUCAGAGUUUGAUAUUGAGGAAAGAGCUCAGUAUUUACAGAGGAGAAAAAAAAAGAGAGACAUCAAGUAUGGAAAUGGGGAAACUUCAUUAUUUAUGAAAUUUCCUUAGUUUGAACAAGGCAAGAUCAUAAAUUUAAUUUGGAACAAAUAUAUGAACUGUAAUUCUUUUGAGAUUUUUGAAAGAAACAGAGGUCUAACAGAAUUGAAAAUGUCUGUAAUCAUUCGAUUGCAAGGCCUUCCAUGGUCUGCUAGUGCCAUGGAUAUUCGGCAGUAUUUCCAAGGAUUAAGUAUCCCUGACGGAGGUGUACAUAUUGUCGGUGGAGAAAGAGGUGACGCUUUUAUUGCAUUUGGGUCUGAUGAAGAUGCGCGGCAAGCUAUGUUACGUACAAACGGUCAAAUCAAUGGAAACACUGUACAACUAUUGCUCAGUAGCAAAACCGAAAUGCAGAGUGUGAUUGCUUUAGCCAGAGAAGCUGUGCCUACCCAAGCUUUCAGCAAACCUGCUCCUGCUGCACCCCCAUCAACAGGACCACCAACUGGUCCUCCUCCUGGACCCUUAAAUGAUCAUAUACGUUCAUUAGGACCACAGAAUCAUACAAAUUUUAUUCCAGAUAGAAGUGUUCCUCCACCAAGAAACAUGGAUUAUCCCAAUAGGAAUUUUCCUUCAGUCCCUACAGAUAUUCGAAGUAAUAUACCACCACCAACAACAAACACUGUCCCUGGAUUACCACCAAUGCCUGGACUGCCUCCUGAUCCUAAAUUUGGACCAAAUCUGAUGAAUCCAAAUAAUCGAGAUCCAUAUUUUGUAUCACAAGACCCAGAUAAUAACAUGAACAGGCCGCCAAUGGAUUUCCGCCCUCCAGAAGCCCCAAAUGAUUUUGCUGUUAAUCGUCGGCCCAAUUUUCCACCAAACCAAGAUCCUAGAUUGGAACAUGGUGCAAAUGAUCAAAGGCACUUUGGAACUGCAAAUGUAAAUGCACCUCCUGGAGGAUUUAUGAAUGUGAGAGAUGCACAUUUAAAUUUACCCAAUUACCCAGUUCCACAACCCAACAGAAAUAUCCAAAUCCCAAAUCCUCCAUUGCAGCCCCCUGAGAUAAUGCCACUGGGUAAACCUCCUGGGCCAGAAGUGCUGCCCCCUUAUCAUACAGAACGUAAAAAUGAAUUUGAGACCAAUCAGAAUAAUAUGAGGCCUAAUAUUCCAGUUCAUCAUAUGCCUCCUGCAAAUAUUAACAGACCAGACCAAAACAGACCUGAGUUUCAACCGCAUGGUCCUCCACGGCUUGAUAUAGUCCCACCAGUGGCAAGAGGAGAUAUGUUAAAUCAACCUAAUCAGCCUCGUACAAAUGACUCAACUAACACUAACCCAGAUCCAGCUCACCCAAUGAACUACAUGAGAAAUGAACCUUCAAGGCCUGAUAUGGUGAGACAUGAUCAAGGACGUUCUGACCUUGUGCACCCUGAAGCCAGCAUGGGAAGACUAGAACCAAACAGAGGUGAUGCAGGGCGUCGAGAUCCUCCAAAACUUGAUGUUGGGCGCCAUGAUUCUGGUAGACCAGAUUCAGGAAGAAGUUAUGGUGGAAGACAUGAAUCCAGAUUUGACAACCCACAUCCUGAUGUCAACAGAACUGAACAUGUCAGGACAGAUCAAGAAAGAACAGAAUCUCUAAGACUUGAAACUGGAAGAAUGGCUGCGAAUAGAUCUGAAGCUAAUCGGCCAAGUAGCUCUGGGAGAUCUGACAUCUCUAAAGUUGACCAAAACAGAUCAGAUUCUAGCAGGAAUGAAGGGAGUAAAACUGCAGAGUCUAGCCGUCAUGAAUCAAGUAGAAAUGACUCAAAUCGAUCUGAUUCUGGUCGCCAUGAUUCAAAGUCUGACUCUCGCCAUGAUUCCAGGUCAGAGUCAGGUAGACAUGAAUUCAACAGAUAUGAUUCUGGUCGCCAUGAUAGUAGUCGACAUGACCGUAGCCGUGACGAUGGUGGUCGAUAUGACAGGCAUGAUCGGGGAAGAGAUGAUAGCAAUCGCUAUGACAGAAGAGAAAAUCGGAGAGAUUCAAGAUAUGAUAGUCAUUAUGAUGGUGGUAGACAUGACAGUAGGUACGAUGGUGGGCGUUAUGAUAACCAGCAUGAUUCUGGAGGUCGCUAUGAAACUUCAAGAAAUGACUCAAGGCACGAUGGUAGUCGGGGCAGUGACAAAGCUCCUCUAAAUAGAGGAGUUGGUACUCGAGAUUUCGAUCGAGGUGGACGGGAUAAUCAAACUAAAACUGAUUCAGGAGGCUCCAACAGACAGUCUGGUCUACCUGUAGACACAUACAAAAAUACUGGUCCAGGAGAAAUGAAUAACAACAGAAAAGGGCGUAUGGAUAUGGGUGGAAAUAUGAACAGAAAUAAUAGAUCCAAAAAUGACUAUGGAGCUGAUGGUAGAAGAGGAGAUUAUAAUUAUGGCCAAACUCCACCUAGAGAUCCAGGAUUUCCAGGUUCCAUGCCUGGUUUUGAUGGGCAAAGAUUUCCUGACAGACCUUUAGGUCAUCCUGAUUGUCCUCCCUUUGGUGAACCAAAUAUGGGUGAUGAUCCUAAUAUGUUUCAAGGAAAAGAUAAAAUGUAUGAAGAUCCUGACAUGAGUGGAUUACCUAGAGGUCUUUUAGGUGAUGCUCCUCCUGGGUUUCUACCUGGCCAACCUGGCCCACCGCACGACAGUCAAGUCAACUGGGGUGAUGAUGGCUAUGCCAUGAGAGAUGAUCGGAUUCCCGGAGAAAGACUUGAUGAUUUCCGUAAUGAAUGGCAUGAGGAGGAAAUGAAUAUGGGCCCGCACUACUCUCAACCUGGUUCUUGGAAUGAUAUGCCUCCAAACCAACCUCCAUACCACAGAAAUGAUGGCCCACCACCUUUCCCAAGAAAUGAACCCUAUGGAAGGUAUGGCAGCCCAAACAGAAAUGAGAGAGGAGGUCCCCCUGGUCGAAUGCCAGGAUCACUUAUGGACGAUAGAAAAUAUGGACCCCCUAAUGAAAUGAACUUUGGUUCUGGUGAUUCUGGAAAUAGACGGCCUGGUAAUAUGGAUGAUAAUUCUAUGCGUGGUAUAAAACGUGGACACUGUGAACCUGAUUUGUUUGUUGAAGUAGUUGGCCUACCUUAUAGUGUUGGCUACCGUGAUGUGCGAAGAUUCUUCUCUGGAUGUACCAUCCCUCGAGAUGGUUUAAAACUUAUCAAUAAUGAAAAGGGGCGGAGAGCUGGCAAUGCAUUUAUCAAAUUUGCUUCUGAGCAAGACACAGCAGAAGCAUUCUCACGUCAUGGAAAUUUCAUGGCAAACCGAUAUAUAGAAAUAUACCGGUGCUCAAUGGAGGAUUUUGAAAAUGCCAUUGAUUCCUUUGUACCGAAAGCAACUCAUGGGCCAACCCCAAAUAAAAUGAUGAAAAGCGAUAAUCUAAAUGAAAACCCUUCAAGGGACAUGUCUAGUGCGAAACCAAAUACAAGCAAUGAUAUUCCUCCUCUGGUUAAAUCUAACAAAGAAACAAGUGCAAACACUGCUGAUAACACAUCGUCUUCAUCAUCAACUCCUUUCCCAGUUAUUCAAAUCAAAGGUAUUCCUCUUAAUGCAACAAAUGAUGAUAUAGUAAAAUUCUUAAAAGAUGUUCAUAUUUCCAACCCAAGCACAUGUAUUGUAAUCGAACAUGAUUCCCGUGGUAAGAACACUGGUAUUGCAUUUGUUGAAGUAAUGUCUCAGAAAGACUAUGACAGCUCCCUCACAUACGAUGGACGUCACAUGGGGGGACGACUUAUUCGUAUUGUUGAAGGAAACAAGAAAGAUAUGUCACUUUUACAAGACAAAGAGAAAAAAGGGUCAUCAGAAAAAUCUUCCCCUAACAAAAAUCAGAAAGAUGUUUCAAAAGCUGUUGGGAAAACAGAUUCCAAAACUGGCAGUAGUGAUAAAAUGGAAAACCUAGCUUCUAAAAUAUCUGAAGCUAAAGCUCAAGAUAAAAAGUCAUUAUCCAGCAGUAAUGGGAAAAAAAACGAAACUCUCACAUCACACCCAGUCCCUUAUUAUUGUGUCAGUCUAAAGGGACUUCCUUUUGCAGUAACUACUAACGAAAUUAAAGAAUUUUGUCAGGGUUUAAAUAUUGCACCUCGGGGUAUCCAAAUUGUUUAUGGAAAAGAUGGCCGUACAACUGGGCAGGCUUUUGUGGAAUUUGUAACAAGUACAGAUUGUGAAAAAGCUGUUGCUCGUGACAAGAAGUAUGUAGGAAAGCGUUAUGUUAAUGUUACUGCAGUAACUAAAGCUGAAAUGAUGGACUGUUUGAAACAAGCCAGGCAGGCUAAUAUGCAAAACAACACAGAAUCUUCUAAUCCUCCUUUUAUGGUUCAUGGUGGUAAACAGUAUGAGUAUGUUAAGGGGGAAAAUUUUCCUCCUUCAGUGUCUAUUGGAGAAAUUCUGAACUUCUUCAGGGGUUAUUACCCGGUGCCUGAGUCAAUUCGUCUCCACUAUGCCGAUGAUGGCAGACCUACUGGUAAUGCUAUGAUAGGAUUUGUUACGAGAGAUGAGGCUUUAAAAGCUAUGGAAGACUUAAAUCAUAAGCUGUGUCGAAAAAAUGUUGUCACAUUGCGUAAGGCAUGAAAAAAGAAAAAAAGAUAAAUUGUGUAGACUGUUUUUCUUGACUCAAUCAAGGACUGAGUACUCAUUUUUCAUGCUUUAUAUCUAUCCAGUUUAUGACUCAAUAUUGUUAGCUAUGAAUUUCUCAGAACAGAACAUUCAGUGCAUAAGGAAACACUUCUGUUUUUUAUACCAUUUUCCUUUCUAGUUAGGUUUAUCCAAAAUCUAAACCAUUACCUGUUUUAGUUUUUUUUUUUUUU
Octopus bimaculoides (California two-spot octopus) is the source of this 6057-nucleotide messenger RNA. RefSeq lists its product as uncharacterized. Gene Ontology annotation, molecular function: RNA binding. The record is from RefSeq and is a predicted model, not a curated record. NCBI's taxonomy places the organism in Eukaryota, Metazoa, Mollusca, Cephalopoda, Octopoda, Octopodidae.